CAACACAUUGUUUUCUUCACACACGUCUGAAAUUUAAGAACGGGUUGGUGUUGCAGUUACAUUCUGCAGUGUGAAGAGACUGAUCUGCACGUAAAUAAUCCAGGACACCAGACUGUAUUUCUGACUUCCUGAGUGUAGCGUGUUAGCAAACUUUUGAUCAUGGCACUGGAUGGAUGUGGCCAGCUGUGCAAGUGUAUCCUCAUCCUUUUCAACAUCCUUUUUGCCCUGGUGGGUUUUGCAAUGUUGGGGUUGGGCUUGUGGCUGAGGUUCAGCUCUGAGACCAGAGGAUUUUUCAACGUAGACCUCAACACACAACAGUUUGUCAUCGGUGUGUCAGUGUUGAUUGCUUUAGGAGCAGUGAUAUUGCUCGUGGCUGUUUUCGGAGACUAUGGAGCAUGCAAUGAGAAUAGGACUGCAUUGGGAGUGUUUUCCUGCCUGCUGGCUAUCCUGGCUGUAUUAGAGAUUGGAGCCGGUGUGUUCGCCUACAUGAGAAGCGAUGAGGUGGGAGAGCAGCUGGCAAAAUUCUAUAUAACUGUGUACGCUCAGUAUGUGAACAAAGGAGACCCUGGCUUGGCUGUUACCCUGUCCAUGUUCCACAAUGCGUUGCACUGCUGUGGGAUCAUUGGUGCCUUGGACCUCUUGGUCAAAAAAACAUGUCCGGAUACCGGCUUUUUGGAGACCUUCACUCUCCCUGCCUGCCCCACAGUGAUCGUCAACCUCUUUGAGUCCAAAGCGCCUCUGGUGAUGGGCCUCUUCCUUGGGACUGCUGCUAUGCUGAUCAUGGGCCUAGUGUGCUGCAGCAUCCUCAUGAAACAGAUCAAGAUGAGUCACCUCUCUGCCCCCUGUACCACAGCCAGGCCGUGUACUGAGGGGACAGGACCACCACCAUAUUCAAACACAGUUUUCUCCAGUUGGAGACCAAACCAGAUAGUUGUCAUUCAGUGAUCAUCACCCCAUCCUUUCACGUGAUACUUCUGGAGAGGCGCCCAAUAAAAACGGAUGUCCUAAUUAGCUUUCAUUCAUUUGCGUAGCUGGACAGGGCUCUAGAUCAUCUUGACAUGCCAUUAGCAGCGUUCAGAAUGAGACCACACCAUCCAUUUAGAUGACAUAUGAACAUAUUUGUUCAGUUGUCCAGCUAUGUUCCACUGGAUAUCAUAAGGUGAAUGCACCAAUUUGUAAGUCGCUCUGGAUAAGAGCGUCUGCUAAAUGACUUAAAUGUAAAUGUAAACAGGGCAGACAAGACACUGUUGCUCUGUAGCAGUUGUUUGUUCUGCCCCUCUUCCCACUGUAGUCCUUAAUCUUCAUU
Molecule: messenger RNA, 1306 nt
Organism: Salvelinus sp. IW2-2015
Lineage: Eukaryota; Metazoa; Chordata; Actinopteri; Salmoniformes; Salmonidae
Product: CD9 antigen
Cellular component (GO): plasma membrane
Source: RefSeq, a predicted model, not a curated record